AUGGAUCUAGGACCUUUGAAUAUCUGUGAAGAAAUGACUGUUUUGCAUGGGGGCUUCUUGCUGGCCGAGCAGCUGUUCCGCCCCAAAACACUGGCAGAAUUGACCAAGUCUGACUGGGAGCAUGUCGGGCGGCCGAUUGUGGAAGCUCUGAGGGAGAUCUCCUCUGCCACGGCCUGCUCCCAACCCUUCGCCUGGAAGAAGAAAGCUCUGAUUAUCAUCUGGGCCAAGGCUCUGCAGCCCUACCCUGUCACGCCUUCUGACACUGAAACCCUGUGGCAGGAAGAUGUGUUCUUCUCCGUGGGCAGCAUGAUCCCCACCAUCAAUCACACGGUUCUCUUUGAGCUGCUCAAGUCCCUGGAAGCUUCCGGGCUCUUCAUCCAGCUCCUGAUGGCCUUGCCCACUACUGUCUGCCGUGCAGAACUAGAGCGCUUUUUGGAGCACGUGACUGUCGACACUUCUUCAAAGGACGUGGCCUUCUUCCUCGACGUCUGGUGGGAAAUGCUGAAGCACAAGGGCAGCCAGCAGGACCCCCUGCUCUCCCAGUUCCGGACGGUGGCCCAUAAGUACCUGUCCUCUUCAGAGGAGUUCUCCCACCCUCCAAAGAGGUUUAAGUCUGACCCGGAUGUGUGUCCUACCAUGCCCCUGCUGGCCACGCUGCUCACUGGGCUGAAGCAAAUCCAGGAUAGGAUCCUGUGCCCCGGGAUGAAGUGCUGCGCCUUGGCCAACUUGGCUGACAUGCUCACCGUGUUUGCUCUGAUGGAGGACAACCCCCAGGAGGUGUCUGCCACUGUGUAUCUAGACAAACUGGCCACGGUGAUCUCCGUGUGGAACGCGGACACCCAGAACCCAUAUCACCAGCAGGCACUGGCAGAGAAGGUGAAGGAGGCAGAGCGGGACAUCAGCCUGACCUCACUGGCCAGGCUGCCGAGCGAGACGAUCCUCGUGGGGUUCGAGUUCCUGCACAGCCUGCUGCGGGAGUGGCGGGAGGAGCUGCGGGCCACGCUCGGCGGCAGCCAGGGGACGAGCUACAGCAGCUACCGGCUGUGCGACAGCCUGACCUCCUUCAGCCAGAACCUGAAGCGCUACCUGGACACCACUAGCCUGUCCAAGGAAGAGAGGCAGGUGGCCUCUGAGCUGGCGGAGUGCGUGGGGGACUUCCUGAGGGACACGAACAGGGUGCUGAAGAACAAGGGCUUCGAGAAGGACAUCACUGCCUCCAUCGCCAUGGCCAUCAUUGAGCAGAAGAUGGACCGGCACAUGGAAAUGUGCUACAUUUUCGCUUCUGAGAGGAAGUGGGCCUUCUCGGAUGAGUGGCUGGCCUGCCUGGCCAGCAGCCGGGCUGUCUUCCGGGAGCCCGGCCUGGUGUUAGAGCUGCUGGAAGCAGUGGUGGAUGUCAGCGCGGCAGACGGGGCUGUCCCCAGACCCCAGAUCAAACAGGUCAUCGACUUGAUCCUGGAGUGUCAUGCACACCUCUCGCUGCCAGAUAAAAAUAAAGUCCUCUCGGGCGUCCUGCUCUCCUGGGGGCGCAAGGGCCUCUCUGAGAAGCUGUUGGGUCACUUGGAGGGGUUUCAGGACGACCUCAACACGACUUUUAACCAGCUCACGCAGAGCACUUCUGAACAGGGCUUGGCUAACGCCAUCGCUUCUGUGGCCCGCCUAGUCAUUCUGCACCCGGAGAUCACGGUGAAGAAAGUAUGCAGCAUGGCCGUGGUCAACCUUGGCACCCACAGGUUCCUGGCUCAGAUUCUCACCGCCUUCCCCGCCCUCAGGUUCGCAGAAGAGCAGGGUCCAAAUCCCUCCACGAUGAUCGUGGUGUCCUGCCUCAAGGAAACAGUCUGGAUGAAGUUCUCUACACCCAGGGAAGAGAAGCAGUUUCUGGAGUUCCUGAGAUGCCUGGUGAAUCCUGUGAAGCCCCAAGGGAUUCCAGUUGCUGCUCUUCUCGAGCCAGAUGAGGUGCUAAAGGAAUUCGUCCUGCCUUUCCUGAUGCUCGAUGUCAAAGAGGUGGACCUCAGUCUGAGGAUCUUCAUCCAGACUCUGGAAGCAAACACAUGUCUAGAGGAAUACUGGCUGCAGACCUGCUCUCCGUUCCCACUCAUCUUCAGCCUGUGCCAGCUCCUGGAUGGCUUCGGCAGAUACUGGCAGCUCCCCAAGGAGAAGCGCUGCCUCCCCCUGGACGGGAAGGACCCGGUGAUCCACAUCCUGGAGCUCCUCUGCGAGGUGGUGUCGGCUAACGCCGAGACCUUCUCCCCGGACACCUGGGUCAAGUCCCUGUCCUGGCUCCACUGGAAGCUGGAGCAGCUGGACUGGACUGUGGGCCUGAGACUGAAGAGCUUCUUUGAGGGCCACUUCAAGUGUGAAGUGCCAGCCACGCUCUUUGAGAUCUGUAAGCUUUCUGAGGACAAGUGGACCUGCCAGGCCCACCCCAGGUAUGGGCCCGGCACAGGCCUCCUGGCCUGGAUGGAGUGCUCCUGCAUCUCCAGCAGCAUCUCUGAGCAGAUGCUCGCCCUGCUGGUGGUGGAUGUGGGCAACCCUGAGGAGGUCAGGUUGUUCAGCAAGGGCUUCCUGGUGGCCCUGGUGCAGGUCAUGCCGUGGUGCAGCCCCCAGGAGUGGCAGUGCCUUCACCAGCUGACCAGGAGACUGUUGGAGAAGCAGCUCCUGCAUGUCCCCUACAGCCUGGAGUAUAUUCAGUUUGUCCCUCUGCUCAACCUGAAGCCCUUUGCCCAGGAGCUCCAACUCUCCGUACUCUUGCUGAGAGCUUUCCAGUUUCUCUGCAGCCAGAGUUGCCAUAACUGGCUCCCUGUGGAAGGCUGGAGCCACGUGGUCAAGCUCCUCUGCAACAGCCUGACCAACCUCCUGGACUCUGCUCGGUUGAUACAGUCAGUUGGCCCUUGGGCCCAAGGACAAGAGCAGGACCUGACCCAGGAAACCCUCUUUUUUUACACCCAGGUGUUCUGUCACGUUCUGCACAUCAUGGCCAUGCUCCACGAGGAGGUGUGUGAACCACUGUAUGUUUUGGCCUUGGAGAUCCUCACCUGCUACGAAACCCUGAGCAAGACCAACCCUUCUGUCAGCUCCUUGCUCCAGAAAGUAAACGAGCAGCACUUCUUAAAGUCCAUCGCCAAGAACAUUAGCCCCGAGGAGUGGCGCCAAACCCUCCUGCAGAAGAUCAGCAACUUCUGACCUUCGUGGGUCAGAAAACAGCUGGGCCUCAACUUGGCCAGGUCUAUGGGGGCUACAGCUGAAAAACACAAAUUUUUCGGUUAUGUGAAAUUGUACACAAGCCCAAAAAUCUGACAACAUUGUAAAGAAAAUAGUUUCUUAGGUAUUUGUAACAUACAAAUUGUAAUAAAAUUCUCUUUU
This is a messenger RNA of Lipotes vexillifer (Yangtze River dolphin), 3360 nucleotides long. It is a transcript of the gene GEMIN4, whose product is annotated as gem nuclear organelle associated protein 4. Gene Ontology annotation, cellular component: SMN complex. The transcript is spliced from 2 exons. Lineage: Eukaryota; Metazoa; Chordata; Mammalia; Artiodactyla; Lipotidae. Gene Ontology annotation, biological process: rRNA processing; spliceosomal snRNP assembly. The record is from RefSeq and is a predicted model, not a curated record. The coding region runs from base 1 to 3180 and encodes 1059 amino acids.